Messenger RNA from Castor canadensis (American beaver), 3090 nucleotides. It is a transcript of the gene Sars2, whose product is annotated as seryl-tRNA synthetase 2, mitochondrial. Lineage: Eukaryota; Metazoa; Chordata; Mammalia; Rodentia; Castoridae. The record is from RefSeq and is a predicted model, not a curated record. Gene Ontology annotation, biological process: seryl-tRNA aminoacylation. Gene Ontology annotation, molecular function: ATP binding; serine-tRNA ligase activity.
AUGGCUACGUCCAUGGUCCGGCGCUUGUGGCCUUUGCUGACCCGUCAGGGGCUCCGGCGCCGGGGAGGCUGCGUUUGCAGCCAGAGCCCAAAAAGAAGUUUCGCUACGGAGAAACGAAACCGGAACUUGCUAUACGAGCACGCGCGCGAGGGCUACAGCGCACUCCCUCAGCUGGACAUGGGGCCGCUGUGCGCAUGCCCAGAAGAGACCGCGCGGGCCCUGGAGCUCCGCAAGGGGGAGCUGCGGCCGGCCGACCUGCCCGCGAUCAUCUCCGUGUGGCAGGAGCUGCGCCAGCUGAAGGAGCAGAUCCAGAGCCUGGAGGCAGAGAAGGCGUCUGUGACGGAGGCAGUGAGGGCCCUGCUGGUAAACCGGGACAAGGACCAAGUAGAGCAGGACCCCCAGUAUCAGGGUCUGCGGGCACAAGGCCGGGAGAUCCGGAAGCAGCUGGCGCUUCUGUACCCCAGGGAGACGCAGCUGGAGGAGCAGUUCUACCUGCAGGCACUGAAGCUGCCCAACCAGACCCACCCAGAUGUGCCACCAGGGGAUGAGAGCCAGGCCCGGGUGCUCCUCGUGGUCGGGGACAAGCCAGCUUUUUCCUUCCAACCCCGGGGCCAUCUGGAAAUCGGCGAGAACCUUGACAUCAUCCGUCAGAAGCGCUUGUCCCACGUGUCUGGACACCGUUCCUAUUACCUGCGUGGGGCUGGGGCCCUCCUGCAGCACGGCCUGGUCAGCUUUGCUCUGGACAAGCUCGUCCAUCGGGGCUUCGUCCCCAUGACAGUGCCAGACCUCCUGCGAGGAGCUGUGUUUGAAGGCUGCGGGAUGACACCAAAUGCCAGCCCAUCCCAAAUUUACAACAUCGACCCCUCCCGCUUCGAAGACCUCAACCUGGCUGGAACAGCAGAAGUGGGGCUUGCCGGCUACUUCAUGGACCACUCUGUGGCCUUCAGGGACCUGCCAGUCAGGAUGGUUUGUUCCAGUACCUGCUACCGGGCAGAGACAGACACGGGGAAGGAGCCUUGGGGACUGUACCGAGUGCACCACUUCACCAAGGUGGAAAUGUUUGGGGUGACAGGCCCCGGGCUGGAACAGAGCUCUCAGCUGCUGGAUGAGUUCCUGUCCCUUCAGGUGGAGAUCUUGACCGAGUUGGGCUUGCACUUCCGAGUCCUGGACAUGCCCACUCAGGAACUGGGCCUUCCCGCCUACCGGAAGUUUGACAUUGAGGCCUGGAUGCCUGGCCGAGGCCGCUUUGGAGAGGUCACCAGUGCCUCCAACUGCACGGACUUCCAGAGCCGUCGCCUGCACAUCAUGUUCCAGACGGAGACCGGGGGGCUGCAGUUCGCCCACACGGUGAACGCCACCGCCUGCGCUGUCCCUCGCCUCCUUAUAGCCAUCUUAGAAAGCAACCAGCAAAAGGACGGCUCAGUCCUCGUGCCCCCUGCUCUCCAGCCCUACCUGGGCACCGAUCGGAUCACGGCCCCCACCCAUGUGCCUCUCCAGUACAUCGGCCCCAACCAGCCCCAGAAGCCCAGGCUCCCUGGCCAGCUGGCUUCCAGCUGAGAGCCAUCCGUCAGCCAGUGGGCAUUCGUGCUUCCUGGGACUCCAGGGGCCCUGGACAUCUGGGACCUGCUUCCCUGAGCGGGUCCUGAGGUCUUCAUCCUGUCCACUCCAUUCAGCUCCACAGCCCCUCCUCUCCCUCAGAAUCAGUCAGUGGCCCUUUGGUCACGGAGGGCCUUGGCCUGCAGUGGGAAGCAGGGCAUCAGGGUACAGGACGUGGGGCUCCAGCCCUCCUCCCUUCCACCCUGAGAGCCUCACAAAAGGUCCCUACUGGACGGGAGACACAGUUCUGUGGGGCUGUGAGUGCAGGAAGCGCCCUGCCUGCCUUGCAGAGGUGCUGGGUCACAUCAUCAAAGGCUCAUGGUUACAGGGAAGUGGCCGGAGAUACACAUGCCAGCUGGCUGAGAGAGUGCUGGGUCCUCCCCCUUCCCAUGGACAAGCACCCUGCAAUGGCUCCCAGGCUCCCACAACCCCGCCCCAGCCCCAGCCUCCCUCCUGACCCGAAGCUCCGGUGGGAUUCACGGCAUCACAGACCCGGGAAAGCCAAAGCUGGUCCCCUGCUCCCUCCGCCCUCAGCAUACCCGCCUCAGCACUUUGGCCAGUGGCUGCGGCCACCUCCCUCAGGUUAUCCUGGCAUUUCCCUCAGUCCAUUUCCAGUUCUUUAGCAAACUGGCACCUCUACCUUCAGAAUAUUCCAGAACCUGCCCAUCAUGUUCUCCCCGCUGGCCCCUCAGCCAGUACUGUCCACUGCUGUCCCCUACUUAGAUAGUAAGAAGAGGCCCCUCACUGGCUCCCUGUGAACACCUGAGUUAGGGUGGGACCCACCCUGUGGCUCCGUCUCAGAAUAAAGGUGGUGCUCUUGGGCUCACUGCUGUCAUGUCCUUCCCUUGCAGCAGGUAUUCAUGUGAGUGUUGUCUGGCGUUCUCAAAUGUCGGCUCCAAGAGGUCUGGGUGUUCACUGACAUAGCCCCAUGGCUUAGCAGGGGCAUUAGCAUAUGGUAGGUGCUCAGCACAAGUUAUUGGAGCCAGGCAUGUGGUACAUGUCUGUAAUCCCAGCACUCAAGAGCUGGAGACAGGAAGAUCUUGAGUUCCAGGCCAGCCUGGGCUACUUAUGAAACCCUGUCUCAAAAAAACAAGGAAUAGGGCUGUACCUCAGUAGUAGAGUGCUCACCUAGCAUAUGCAAAGCUCUGAUUCAGUCCCCUGCAAAAAGAAAAAAAUUUACUGGAGCCAGGCCUGGUGGUACACACCUGUAAUCCCAGUACUUGGGAGGCUGAGACAGGAAGAUUGAAAUGUGAGGCCAGCCUGGGCUACCUCGUGAGCCCGUCUCAAAACAACCACAAAGUCAGUAGAAUGGUGCUGCAGGCCUGUGCAGUUCCCAGCGCUGGGCACUGCUGUAAGCGCCAUCCUUGCUAUUUCAUCUGCAUCAAACCUGUCUUAUUAGUGCAGAAACUAUCUUAAGAGAAAUUAAAGCCAGGCACCGGUGGCUCACACCUGUCAUCCUAGCUACUCAGGAGGCAAAGAUCAGGAGGAUCAUGG